Molecule: messenger RNA, 3092 nt
Organism: Lutra lutra (Eurasian river otter)
Lineage: Eukaryota; Metazoa; Chordata; Mammalia; Carnivora; Mustelidae
Product: zinc finger protein 596-like
Exons: 6
Coding region: 237-1799 (520 amino acids)
Biological process (GO): regulation of transcription by RNA polymerase II; central nervous system development
Cellular component (GO): nucleus
Molecular function (GO): RNA polymerase II cis-regulatory region sequence-specific DNA binding; DNA-binding transcription factor activity, RNA polymerase II-specific
Source: RefSeq, a predicted model, not a curated record
AGCAGCGGACGUGAGGGAGGAAUGGCCCGGGGAACACAGGUCAGCAUGUGAGGGCAGAACAGCGAGGAGCAGGGACAGGUCGGGUGAGACCGACCAGCACUGGCGCCGGGCAAUGCAAGGGACAUUGCUGUGAAGUCCUAAGUUGCUCUCCUUGUUAAAUCAGCCUUGCCUCCCGUUGCUGAGAGACUGUGUAUGAGUGAAAACCCAGAAGAUACUUGGCAACUGAGCUACUAAGAAUGGACUCACAAGAAUCAGUGACGUUUGAGGAUGUAGCUGUAGACUUUACUCAGGAAGAGUGGACCCUGCUGGACAGGUCCCAGAGAAAACUCUUCAGAGAUGUGAUGCUGGAGAACAUCAGUCACCUCGUCUCAAUUGGCAGACAGCUCUACAAAUCUGAUACGAUUUCCCACUUGGAACCAGGAGAGCACCUUUCAAAAGAAGGGCUAGGUUUGCUGCAAUGCCAGAGUCUGGAUAGGGAAGAUGAUCUUAAAAAACAAGAAAUGAUAUUCAUGCAACAUGUCUGCAAGAAGGACACAGCAUUAGUCAGUGCAACGAGAUCUCACACUCAAGAGGAUCCUUUUGAAUGCAAUGAUUUUGGAGAAAAUUUAACUGAAAUACUAACAUGGACUCAAUAUGUGGUACCUAAAAUGGGAAAGAAUCCCUGUAUCAGCAAAGAAUGUGGAAAAGACAGCAGUCAUUUCCCAUCAUUUAAUACACAUAAGCAGAGUCACACUACAAGUAAAUCACAUGAAUGUCAUCAGCGUGGGAACACCUUUAUUCAAAGCUCUGCCCAUAGACAAACCAAUACUACUCAGAAUGGAGAGAAAACAUUUGAAUGUCAUGAAUGUGGGAAAGCCUUUGGAAAAAGUUCUAACCUGAGGCGACAUGAGAUGAUUCACACUGGAGUGAAACCACAUGGAUGUCAUCUGUGUGGGAAGGCCUUCACUCAUUGUUCUGACCUUAGAAAACAUGAGAGAAUUCACACUGGAGAGAAAUCAUAUGGAUGUCAUCUAUGUGGGAAAGCCUUCAGUAAGAGUUAUAACCUUCGGCGACACGAGAUGAUUCACACAAGGAAAAAACCCCAUGAAUGCCAUCUAUGUGGGAAAGCCUUCACUCACUGUUCUGACCUUAACAAACAUGAAAGAACUCACUUUGGAGAGAAACCAUAUGGGUGCCAUCUAUGCGGGAAGACAUUCAGUAAAACUUCGUACCUUAGACAACAUGAGCGAACUCAUAAUGGAGAGAAACCAUAUGAGUGUCAUCUCUGUGGGAAGGCAUUCACUCACUGUUCUCACCUUAGAAAACACGAGAGAACUCACACUGGAGAGAAACCCUACGAAUGUCAUCUAUGUGGGAAAGCUUUCACUGAAUCUUCUGUCCUUAGACGACAUGAGAGAACCCACACUGGAGAGAAACCGUAUGAAUGUCACCUCUGUUGGAAAGCCUUUACUGAUUCUUCUGUCCUUAAAAGACAUGAGAGAACUCACACUGGAGAAAAACCAUACGAAUGUCACCUAUGUGGGAAAGCUUUCAAUCACUCUUCUGUCCUUAGACGACACGAGAGAACUCACACCGGUGAGAAACCGUACAAAUGCAGUGUAUGUGGGAAAGCCUUCAAUAGAAGCUAUAACUUUAGAUUGCAUAAGAGAAUCCACACUGGAGAGAAACCAUAUAAAUGUUAUGUAUGUGGGAAAGCCUUCAGUAAAUAUUUUAACCUUAAACAACAUGAGAAAAUACAUGUAAAAAUAAUCAGUGUAGAUGAUUCACCACCUAUAGCUUCAAACUAUAAACACUCUUGAGGGCUCAAACACUCAAGAAACACUAGGUUUAUAAUCGGUGUGGGAGAGCAUUUUUCCAUCCUUAUUACUUCACUCAACUGAAGGUAAUCCCAAGUGGAGAGAAUGUGCAUGUGGGUCACACCUGUGUGACCAAACCUUCACAUAAUGGACUGACAUGGAAGAAUAUAAAUGGAGUAUGGAAGAAUCUUCACCCACAGUUCUGUCGAACAAAAUGGAGAAGUGGCAUGUCAGAGAAAACAGGUCUGUAAUUAAUGCAGAAAUACUUUGCUUUAUCCUUUAAAUAAGCAAAUUGUGCAGCAGAGUCUCUAGACCUGUAAUCACCAUGCACUCAUUCAUUCAGCAACACAUCUGGCAUGCAGAAGUCUGCUAAAACAAAUAAGGGGGGAAAAAAACAUUCCUAGGAAGACAGGAGAAUUUUGUUGCCAAAGGGCUGUGUUCAAUGAUAAAGAUUGAGGACAUUUGGAGUAUCCUGUGUGCAGAAAGCCUAAAUUACCUGACCUAACAGUAAUGUCUGUAGUGACAAAGCACUCCCUCUACUAAUGGCAAACACCAGUUUGGCACAGCUGAAAGCAGCAGCAGAAGAGAUAAGCCGGCCUUGCCUGUAUCCCUGUCAUAGCAGCCACAAAUGCACAAGUCACCCAACUGAGGAGACCUCUGCAUCCCAGGUCCCCCCCACAGGCAAAUGCAGAAAGCCGGGAGACACCAGGUAACAGGCCAAGUCACUGAUCCUACUCGCUUGAACGUGCUUAGGCAUCCUUGUUCACACAUGGCAAAAAGGAGAAUACAGGUGCUUAUAAUUAAUUUAUACCGUUAUGAGUGAGGAUGCAAUGCCCUUUUCAGUCCCUGCUUCAACUCUCUCCUUAGGUUUGAAGAAAUUAUUGGUGUGUUUAUUGAUGUUUCCUCACCCUAAUUUGCUUUCUAUGUUUAAAGUCUUAAGGUGACAUGUUAACAUCACCAACAGAACAGUGCUUCCCAAACCUAGAACUAUUGAGUUUCUCCAUCUUCUUGUGUUUCUUAUAACUUCUGUUUUGUGUAGUAAUAUUACACAUUUUCCUCCUAACUCCAAAGAUACAUGAGAAUUUGUUCCAUCACCUUUCCUGCUGCUUUGCAAAGAUGUUUUUGUAUUUUUUAACUUUGCACAUUGUCUUAAAAAGAGGAGGAGAUUUACGUUGAUGUGGUUUUACCCAGACGAGUUUAUUAUUCUCUUCAAGUGAGGAAACAUCACUUCUUCCAUCCAGGAGCUGAAAUAUGCUCAGGAUAGGCAGGAGUUUUGAUUUCACUCAAGACAUUAAU